Molecule: messenger RNA, 4978 nt
Organism: Trichoplusia ni (cabbage looper)
Lineage: Eukaryota; Metazoa; Arthropoda; Insecta; Lepidoptera; Noctuidae
Product: GON-4-like protein
Exons: 21
Coding region: 828-4757 (1309 amino acids)
Biological process (GO): regulation of DNA-templated transcription
Cellular component (GO): nucleus
Molecular function (GO): transcription coregulator activity
Source: RefSeq, a predicted model, not a curated record
UGAGCCAGUGUUUUCUGAGAACUAUUUGUUAUGUAUUGGUUGUGCCUUGUCUAAAUUAUUUUUCUUUUGUGACUUCCAAUUUUGAAAAGUAGAUAAGAUGCCAUUUCAUUUCUUCCAUUUUCAAUUUUUUACCUUCCUUGUAUUCCCUUUUUACCUACAUGUCGUUUCCAAGCCACACUCACAUUAGGCUAAGCAAAUGCAGUUAUGAUUGACAUUCAUCAAUAUAAAAUCAUUUAUUCAAAUUAGACUAAUCAGUUCACCUACUUAAAAAACAAUGGACAGCUACAAAAUUCACCCAUCACACUUGUUUCUACAUAAUAGUCAGUUCACAGUUAGAUUAUAGAUAUAAAUGUUUUGUUUUUCGGGAAAUUUAAAAUGGGGUCGCUCGACCAGAUUGUCGCUGCAAACGAGUGACGAUCGACUCCAUGAAGCAGCGACUUUUCGGGUAGCGGGAAAUUUAAAAAUGGGAUCACGUGAUCAGGUUUGUCGCUUUAAACGAGCGAUUGCGUGCGGUUACGCCUUAUGCCUUAAAUGAGUCAUGCAUUAGUUAUAGUGUGAAUAUACUGGAUAUGUCUGUCUACAUAGAACUAUUUUUUUAUAAUUUACUUUAGUGGAGUGCUGAAUACCUCUGAGUCCAAGCCUCAGCACAAUCGGAGCUGUCAGUUCGCAAAGCCUCGACGCAGAUGUCAAAACAAAACCAAUGUCAUGAAUUGUCAUGAUUGGUUUUCAGGCAAACCGAGUGUGUUUAUUAAAAGGCAUCAACGAAUUUAGGUUUACUAUUACCAAAUCAUAUUUUCUAAGUAUUUAAUAAAUCAAGCUAUGAAAAUAUGGAUAAAAUCGAAGAUAAAAAAGUAACGAAAGGAAUCAAUCCUAACAAAGAUUGUAAUACGCCAAAGAUUAAAGGAAAAAAUCGCGGGAAGAAGCGCAAACGAAGCGAAUCAAGCAACAGUAGUAGUGAAUACGAGGAUGUUCUACCGGAUAAUACGUUGGAGAUGGAGAAGAACCUGCAUGUGUCCGCCAUGAAGAAUAACUUGGAUGACAUCAGUGUUAGGAAAAUACUAAAGAAAGUUGUAACAAAUGACCAUGUGCUGGCACUUGUCAAGCUUCGUGAAGAGGAAGAAGCGGUGAAUGGCCCCAAAGUUGCCAGUAUGCGACCAAAACUCACACGGGCCAAAAUGAAGGAGUUGCAGAAGGUGUCUCCAAACACAACAUUGGGUAUAUCUGAUCUGACACCCAUCAAACACAUUCCUGUGAAGACUAGACCUGAAGUGAAGGCUCUCAUAGCCCAGGAGUUGCCGGAAGACGAGGAUGAUGAAGAGUAUGAGCCAACCAAUGAAGAUGUUCCGAGCGAUGAUGACCAAGGACUCGAGUCCUGCAGUGACUUGGACUCUCAGCCGCGAACGCCAGCGACACCGCACAGUGUCGUAGCGUCAAGCCCUAAGGUUGUUACAGAUGGACCCUUUAAAGUACCACAGGAAAUAUCCACACCAAUCCGUCGAAAAUUGAACAUGGAAGAGGAAGCAACCAUAGCUCUCCGUACUCGUUCCAAGUUGAGCCUUUCUUCUACGUCCAUAGAACAUAUUGAGAGCACGUUCGUACCACCUGAUGAUAUCCCGACGCCGGCAGUCGAUGAUCUGUGGAACCAGUUCUUGAACGAGUGCCUGAACCCCGCCUCUACGUCUAAGGAGGGUAGAAAUGAGGAUGAUGAUGAAACUGAUCCAGAGUAUAAUGUAGCUGCUGACGCGGACGCACAUGACGAAGAUGAAGAAGCGUUAAGCCACAGUAUAAUAAAGAUAUCGAAGAAGGAACUGAACGACCUGGUGACGGAGCUGUUCAGCAUCAUGCCCGAGGCCACGGAGGAGGAGCUCCUGGCCGACAACAUCGCCAACAGCGUCCUCACUGACCACAGCCAGACUGACCUGUCCAGGCGUUGGGAAGGUAAACAGGAGCCAGUUUCAGAUGAUGAAAGCGGCAACAGACAAAACCUCUCCGACAGAAUAACUUUCGAAGAAGAGAGAAAGAAGAUGCAUCCGAGAGUCUCUAUUGGGAAGAGUGAUCCAGUGGACUCUGAGGAAGAGACCAGGGCUAAGCCUCCGCCAAAGAAAAAACCAAAUAAAAUAAGGAGUAAACCAGAAAUAGGCAAAACGAAAACGUCAGUAUUGGAGCAUAGUGUAACUGUUAAUGAGCAGAGGGCGCCACCGUUGCUACAACAUCGGCUGAAGCAAGUGUCUAGAAACGAGUGUGUUCUUAUCGAAGUCGCACAAGGCGUUCAGCUGCUCCCCGCGCAGCGGCAGGUCCUGCAGCAGCAGCUGCGGCAGCACGUGCAGCUGUGCGCCGGCAACUACCUGCAGCUGUACGUGCACCCGCUGCACUGGAAGCUCGCGCAUCACUACAAGGACUACCUCGAGACGUUAAAGAACUUGUCCGCAAACAAUCCCGCGUCCGUGGUGAACGUGUGCAACCUGCAGCCAGCCCUCGACCUGGUCAACUCCUGGGAGAAGGCUGUCUCCGCUGAUACCCCGGAGAACACUGCGAUGCUUGAGUUCAUUCAAAAUCAAUUGGAAAGAACCACUCGUCGCGUGAGCCACAAGGCGCUGUACGUGGGCGACUUCCACGAGACGUUCCUGAAGACGGUGUCGACCAGCAACGUGUUCCUGUACCCCUACCUGCUGCCCGCCAUGCCCUACCGCGGGGAUACCACACGGCGGCUGUUCUACCUCAACUCGGAGGAUGAGCUCAUAGCUCUGGGUCUAGACCAGUUCAGCGCGUACGUGUCGAACAACCCGUCACUAUUCAAGCCUCACCCGCGGCCGCACCCGCGACACCGCUGGGGGCUGCGCGUCACGCUGGAGCUGGUCGUCAAGUACAUGUUCCCCUGGAUGUCCGCCAAGAGCCUGCACAGCCACAUACAGACUGUCAGGAAGCUGCGAUGUAUCGAUAAUCCUAUAUACAAAUACUUGGAGACGGGUGAAUUGAACCCAGUACAUCACAAGCUGCUGCCGUUCAACCCUCAGCUGAGCCUGUACGAGCAGCCCGAGCACGAGCUGCCGAGGAUAUGGCUGCGGUACCUCGCCAAAACCAGCAAGCGCUUCCGAAAUUACUUAAUGAAGCGAACGAAAACGACAGGCGUGGCUCCUAAUGGCGUAGAAAUAUCUUCAAGUCCAGUAGUCGUACAAAAGGCGGCACUACCCAUCGACUUCACCAAACCCAUACCAAGCUUCAAACCAGUCAACUCUACCCCAAAACCACAGAACACGACACAACAAAUAAAUUUCGAAGUGGUAAUCUCAAGUGCCUCAGUCACCACCCUACCUAACCAGUACAAACUUGUGGAAACAUCUACGGGAGCUUAUCUUCUUCCCAUAACUCCGGUUACGAUAACAGUCGACUCAAAUACAAGCCCGAUACCGACCCCAGUCGUCGUAACACCGGUGAAAACCCCGAAUCUACCAGAAACCACCAAAACAGUACAAAAUCCUGACCACUGUACAUGCUGUGUGUUGCUAAGGAAGAUUUGUAAACAGCGUCAAACUGUCAUUACUGAAUACUUUGGUAGCAAGAAGGCUGAGCGAUGUGAGUGUAAGGAGAAAAGGUACCCUAGAGUAUCGAAUAAGCUAAGGCUGUUCAUUAAUUGUUAUAAGGAUAGUUAUCAGUCGGCGCUGGAAGAUAUACAGAUGAAAAUCAAUAAAGUUGAAGAUAAGAGGGAUACAAGACUGAAGGAAAUCAAUUGUGAUAAUAAUAUAGAUGAUUUAGCAUACAUAACCUCAUUUAAUCUAAAACUCAUUUCAAGACUGACUAUAGCUAAAGACGUUAAUUUAAAAAGGAGAGUGAAUACUGUUCUACACAGGUUCAACACACUAGAGCAUGAUCCUUUACAACUGGCUUCGAGCUUAGACAAAGUCUUUGGUGUUGAACUGGCCGACUUGUAUAAGGAGUUCAUAUCUCUGCUCACACCGCAGCAAGCGGCCCAGAUGGGCGCCUUCAAGGAUUAUUUUGUAAGAAACUGUGUACCUGGUUUAGUGAAGAGAGUCGAAGUAGAGGUGUUAGAUGGGAACAAAAAGCGGAAUAUUCUAGAAGUACUACAGAGGGUGUUUACUAAGAACCUGUCUACAGCUUGCGAGAUCUGCACGGAUAUCUUGAAGACUCUCGUGGACUAUCCCGGGCUGGCUCGCUACGUGCACUCAUUAUUCCCGCACAGGAAAGAGGCCAGUUCAGAACAGAAGCACUCGACGUCGGAGGAACAGACAACAUCAGAUGAAGGACAACAGACUGAAACAUUAAACAAUGCUCCUUGUGAAGAACCCACUGUAGGUGACACCAUCGCAGAUUAUGAAGGCGACCAGUCCAUGAGUGACGAUGAUGACAGCGGGAAUAUUUCGCAACCAGAAAGCAACUUUCCCAUUAAAACUGAAAACGCAUUGGAAAGUGUAUCAACUCAACAAGCGUCCAACAACUUAGGUCAAAUCAUAGUAAGUAAAACUGAAAUCGAAGACCACAGCGAAUCAUCAGACUCAUCAAUGAGAAUAGUUUUCGACGAUGAAAUAGUCAAAUCUGAAAACCCCGAGUGGAAAAGAGACGAAGAUAAAUUAAUCCUCGAAGUGUUAAAAGAACAACUCACACCAGAGGAACGUGAAGACAAAACUAUCUUAGAAAUAAUAGAGGAAAAGAAUAUUAUACUUAUGAUCUCGGAAUCUUUGACUGAUAAAUCUGAAAGCGAUAUUAAAACUCGACUGUUGUAUUUGUUACAAUUAUGUUAAUGUUUAGCCGAGUCUACAUGAGGUCAUAAUGAUUCCCGACAUUAAUAUAAUAUUAUAUGUUUAUCUAUAUUUGCGCCGUACCAUGUAACGUAAUGUAAUUGUGCCUUAUGUACCAAGAACGACUGCGAUAGUUCCUUAGUUCGCCCACCACCCACCAGACAGCUCCAUUAAACUGUUAUUCAGUGUGGUCAAAAUCAAAAACAAAAUCCAUUUAUUCAAAA